Toxorhynchites rutilus septentrionalis is the source of this 2069-nucleotide messenger RNA. It is a transcript of the gene IntS14, whose product is annotated as integrator complex subunit 14. Gene Ontology annotation, biological process: snRNA 3'-end processing. Bases 642 to 2024 code for a protein of 460 amino acids. The transcript is spliced from 4 exons. The record is from RefSeq and is a predicted model, not a curated record. Lineage: Eukaryota; Metazoa; Arthropoda; Insecta; Diptera; Culicidae. Gene Ontology annotation, cellular component: integrator complex.
GAUUACUUUGAAUUGUAUGAAAAUUGGAUCGGAUUUCUUAUCUUUUAACGACACUUCGACACAGUUGUCGUUGGGCUCAAUGAAAAUCACAAACAAUUUAUUUUGGGAAGAUAUCAAGAGACCUCCAAAAAUUUUGAUUGUUCUAGCCAAUUAAAUGUUUUAGGAACUUCAACUACAGAGCUAGUAGAAAAUUUGACUAUUAGCCUACAUUUGGAGUUUUUUAGAUAAAAAUCUGGAAAAUCAGGGAAUUUCAGGGAUUUUUUUCGAGUUUUGUGUCAACACCCUUAGUGAAAUAGAUAUGAAUGUUGGCAUAGAAAAACAUCAACAUUAAUUAUGUUUAGCUUGAUUCAGCUGGUUUGAAAAUAUUCCGAGAAAAGUUAGUACAAUUAUACGAAUUUUGUUUACUGUAGAAGAGAUCUUUCAAUCGUAGAGGCGAAUUUGGAGAUCUUCUAUUUUAGUUGGCGUUAGCAUUCCAUUCUGGCAAUCUGGUAGUCUGGAUUUUUGGAGCUAUAGUGUACUCCUCCCUGUACGAGGUAAUCGUCGAUUUCACCCGCGACUAUGAAUUGAUCCGGCAGGCCUUGCACAAAAUCGAACACUACGACAAGACCGCCCUCGAGAAUGUGCUGGUGGGCGUCAACAACAUGUUCAAGACCCACUGGGGAAGUCAAAACUACUGCCAGAUGAUUUUUAUCACCGACUGCGGUAUCGGUUUGGGACAUACCUCGCUGAAGAACACCGUUAUCAAUUUGCAAUCCUGGAAGACAAGAGCCACCACUACCGGUUUCAAGGGGCCAUUUUCGGUGAAAUUUUGGAUCGGAUUUUCCUAUCCCAGCAAGCUGACCUUUAUGGGUCUGGGUAGUUUGGCGGACCCUGCGUUCAAAUGUGGAACCAAAAUGUACCAAAAGCUGCUCGAUGUGAGCGGCCAGAAUGGGCAGCUUUUUAUUCCUAAAUUGAAGAAUCUUUCCAUUGAGGAUCCCAUCGGAGAGGACGUGGAAGAUAACAGCAAACUGCUGAACAGAAGAUGCGUGAAAGACAUGUUUGAUAAAAUGUGCGAACAAAACUAUAAACAGUUUGAGGCAACGCUCCGCUGUGGAGGAUAUUUCCGGCUGGAUGGGGCCAUUAUCAUCUGGCCAGCUCCGUUGCCUUACACCUCGAAGGAUUUGUUCGGAGCAGAGACCACAAAAAUCAUAUCGCGCAAGUUGGAAAUUUGCGGCUACAUCAGUUUGUCAGACGUUGGUUCUCCCAUGUCGGUGAGUCGUCAUCUCAUUCUGCCCCGGAGCGAGGGAGACAAACGGAUCUCUUCGAAGGAUGGAAACCUGAGUCCGGAGGAGAAGCUUGAAAUCGAUAUCAAAGGCUUCUACGCAAAGCCGGAUAGCGGUGGUGGCGUUGAGAACGAUGAUGAUGUUGCCGCCACGGGAGAUGCUACACGGGAAUCUGUUUGUGUUCUGCUGCAUGGUGCUCUGAAGGUGGAGAACAUGGCAGCGCUGGUGUUGUUGAACGAAAACUGGUACGGUUUCAUCUAUUCCUAUGCGGACAGUAAGAAAAAAUCCAAUCUGAUGCUGAACGUUCUUCCGCCCGGGAAUGAUGUUGUUCCGUGGCUGGGAGACUUCCGUAAUUUGGCCUAUCAGGACGAUGCCCUCCCGGGAGAGAAUCCAAGCUUUCCCAUUAAGGCGGAGAAGAGAAGCUACUCGCAGAACAUCGUCGUCUGGAUUCGACAACCUGGACUUCAGUCGGACAUCCAGAAGGCACUGCGGCAUGCGAAAAAAUUACCCGAGAAGACGCAACACUUCUACAAGGAGUUGAAUCGGAUUCGGAGGGCUGCGUUGUCACUAGGAUUUCUCGAGCUGUUGGAUGGGUUGGCGAAUAUUUUCGAGCGGGAAGCUGCCGCGCUUGGUCCCAGCGCAAGCCCGGAUUGUACCAUUCAGCUGAAACAUGCUGCUUCCGAGUUGAGAAAACCGACCAAUAGGGAUAUGAAGGCAGUGAUACAGGCGAUGCCUACCAAGUACAAUCAGAUUGCGUCGUAAGUAUUAUGUUGAUGAACGGUAAAUAUAAUUAUUUUGUUCACCGAA